Mesocestoides corti is the source of this 246-nucleotide messenger RNA. Lineage: Eukaryota; Metazoa; Platyhelminthes; Cestoda; Cyclophyllidea; Mesocestoididae. The record is from the annotation of a GenBank genome assembly.
UAUGCUUAUUGGGUGGAUCUGCGGAAGCCAGAAGAAGACGCUGACUGCAUUGCCUUAUCAGUGGAGGUUCAGCUGACAGACGCCAAAGGAGUUAACGACGGAAGCAGACAUGCCGUUGUUGUGAAAAGCAAGGUCAACAACAAGCUUAUUUUAACUGAUCGAGUCGUCGUCGUAGCGAGAGUGCCACACGACCCUUUUCUCCACGUGAACCUGAGAUUGGUCAGCCAUCCCACAGUGAAUGUGUAG